This is a messenger RNA of Clarias gariepinus (North African catfish), 2521 nucleotides long. RefSeq names its product paired box 1b (gene pax1b). The transcript has 5 exons. NCBI's taxonomy places the organism in Eukaryota, Metazoa, Chordata, Actinopteri, Siluriformes, Clariidae. Bases 133 to 1092 code for a protein of 319 amino acids. Gene Ontology annotation, molecular function: RNA polymerase II cis-regulatory region sequence-specific DNA binding; DNA-binding transcription factor activity, RNA polymerase II-specific. Gene Ontology annotation, biological process: regulation of transcription by RNA polymerase II; anatomical structure development. The record is from RefSeq and is a predicted model, not a curated record.
UCAGUUCCUCUGUACUCUGAUUAAAGUUUCAGUGGAAAGUAGACGUCAGCUUUAAACAGGAGACAAGGAGAAGCUGCUUUUCCAAUGUGGACAAGGUCAGAAUAAAGAGUGAAUACCGUAAAGCCUCUGCAAAUGGAGCAGCCAUCAUACGGUGAGGUGAAUCAGCUAGGCGGGGUGUUUGUGAACGGGCGGCCUCUUCCCAACGCCAUCCGAGUGCGCAUCGUGGAGCUCGCGCAGCUCGGUAUUCGCCCGUGCGACAUCAGCCGCCAGCUGCGCGUGUCUCACGGCUGCGUGAGUAAGAUCCUGGCGCGCUACCACGAGACGGGCUCCGUGCUUCCAGGCGCCAUCGGCGGCAGCAAGCCGCGCGUGACAACACCAAACGUGGUGAAAAGCAUACGGGAGUAUAAGCGCGCGGACCCGGGCAUGUUCGCGUGGGAGAUUCGGGACCGGCUGCUGGCUGACGGUGUCUGCGACAAGUAUAACGUGCCGUCGGUGAGCUCCAUCAGUCGCAUUUUGAGGAAUAAGAUUGGGAACCUGUCACAGCCUGGACACCACGAGACCGGCGGCAUUAAGUCUCCCGCGCCGCCAAUUCCGUACAGUCCGGUGUGUGCUUACUCGUACCCCAACGCCAUCUCACCGACCGGAGCUAAACUCAGCGGGCCUCCUGGCGUCGGAGUCGGUCUGUCCCGGGCCUGGCCAUCUGUACACACUGUCAGCAACAUCUUAGGGAUUCGAGCUUUCAUGGACCCCUCAGCCAUCGCUGGACCUGAUGGAUACCAGCAGAAAAUGGAGGAGUGGCCAUGUGUGAACAGAACUUCCUUUUCCUCCCAUGCGGUUAAUGGUAUUGACAGAUCAUCUAUAGACACGGAUAUCAAAUACAAUCAGUCUCCUUCGAGUCUUAGCGGAUAUAUGCCCCCCUGCCCCUAUUCUUCCCCCAGUCAGUGCGGGGUGUACGGGGGAAACUAUGGGCAUCACUGGCAGCCUCAGGGAACAGGCCUGACGCACAACGAGUCACAUCUUCACACUGCCAUGAACUUCAAACAUCCAUCAGAUGACUUUCAGUGGCAGAUAGAAAACCUCCCAGUCCUCUGAUCAAGCAGCAGCAGCAGCAUGAGGCACUGAGCGGCGUUCACAACCUGGCCUUACCCACCUCAGCAUCAUAAAGCUCGCACAGGGCAAAUCAGCUGUCACAUCUGCUGUUUUGAUAAUUUAAAUAGACAGUAAAACUGUGCCGAUCUCCAGUGAAACUCUAAAAUCUUACAUAUGAACACGAGCGCUGGUGAUUGUAAAAGCUAAUACGCGCAAUCCACUUCUCCUGAAAUGACAAACGAGCACCAUGACCAUGCUCACCUCACUCAUUUCUAUUUGUAUACCGGGGGAAACAAGCAUGUACAUUAUUUAAAUGCUAUUACGUCAUCCAAGUUAAAUAGUACCGUAUAUUGCGAACAUGGAAUGCUUUGAGAAAAUGCGCAAUGCGUAGAACAAAAUGAGUAAAUUUAUCGAGUUAUCUACGUCAGUUUAUCUUAAUGUUUAGAAUGGCCUUACUUGGAAACCUUGUGAUACGCAACAAAACGUUAGCUAACUAGGUAUUUCUCUACAGUAUUCAUUUGAGCUAGUUGCUGCUAAUCACUUGUCCCAAAAUGAAAACAAGCCAAGCUUUUAAAAAGGCAUACGAUACUAGAGAACAGACUAUCCUUUUCAGCCGUGUAAAAGAAGCGUGACGUUUCAUGUCUGUCUGGUGUCUGGUGUAUAUUGGACAUAACAAACAGGUUUUGACAACCUAAAGUGUUAUUGUUAGAAUGUGGAAUGUGUUAAACCUUCUGGAGAAGCAGACAAUUUGCAAGGUUGUCAAAUUCACCUCCAACCAACUGGCAUCGCUUUUAAAUAACGUUGGGUUUGCAAGAAACCGCAGUAACACUGCAGCUACAGUUUAAUUGCUUUAAUUGAUUAUUCAUGGUUUUUGCACUUGUCUCUUUGGAUGCUAUCGAACAUUCAAACAUUUGGUUUAUUUUACCAUGGAACCCCUGUUUCUGUCUUUAUCAAGGAAAUUUUCAGGAUAUCAUCAGAAAGUGGAUUAUUAUAGCCCAAUCAUACUGGUGUUAAAUGCGUAAAAUCGGUAAUUAAUUUAAUUUUCAUAGCUUGAACUGUGGACCACAGGUGAUUUCUGCAAUAUUUGCAGCAAAUUUUGUUUCUUUGGACAUUGUAAUGACAUUUAAUUUUAUAAUGACAAUAAUGAAAUAUGAAUGAUAAACAUAAUAAAUACAGUGAGGGGGUAAUUAAUUUGGUAAAUGUAUGAAAGUUUUGUCUUGUAAAUAUGGAUAGUUUUCUUGAUUUGUAUGAAACAAAAUAUUAUUAAUUAUACAAUUGAUCAUAAUUAUACAUACCGCUAAUAGUUGAAGGCUGAAUAGAAUGAUGUGAUAAAAAAGUGAAACUUUUUAUUGUGAUGGCCACAACGAAAUCCUAGUCAUAUUAUUUAUAGUCAAAAUUCAUUUGUGUCUAAUAAACGCAUGUUCAAAAGAAA